GUAAAUAUUAGCGAUAAAGGUUGGUACGAACGAGACCGCUGAACCAAAAUUGUUGCGAUUGAAGAUACGUACGGGUUAGAUUACAGGAUGGACACCACCAGCUGUCCGAGUCUUCAGUAGCCCCGAGUCCUGGCGCGCCGCAGCCUUGGAGACGCUACGGAAGGAUGCGAGGCGCGGCCGGAGCAAGGACUUCUGGGACAGAACCGAGCGCUGCGACCCGCGACACGGCCGACCGCUGGACGCUGAGGAGGAGAGAGGGAGGACGAGGUCCGACAUCGCCCGCUACAGGACCCGCUCUCUCAAGCACACGCAGACGCCGCAUCUGACCACUUCACACACACACACACACACACACACUCUCACCCUCACACACACAUUCACACACACUCACACACACAUACACACACACUCUCACCCUCACACACACACACACACCGAGCUCCUUAGCGACCUGUAGCGCAGGAGACGGACGAGGCUGAAGCAUGAACUUCCUGUCCCCCAUCGUGACGUUCCAGAACCUGCAUGAGGUGCGGCGGCUGUGCCACUGGGGGCCGGUGGUGGCGCUGUCGGUCAUCGGCAUCUGCUCCUCCAUGGCCGUGCUGGACUCCAUCAUCUGGUACUGGCCCCUGGACACCACCGGGGGCAGCAUCAACUUCAUCAUGCUCGUCAACUGGACCGUCCUCAUCCUCUACAACUACUUCAACGCCAUGUUCCUGGGGCCCGGGUACAUCCCGCUGGAGUGGAAACCGGAUAACCAGCAGGAUGUGGCGUACCUGCAGUUCUGCCGCCUGUGUCACGGCUACAAGGCCCCCCGCUCCCACCACUGCCGCAAGUGCAACAGGUGCGUGAUGAAGAUGGACCAUCACUGCCCCUGGAUCAAUAACUGCUGCGGGCACCAGAACCACGCCUACUUCACCAGCUUCCUGCUGCUGGCCCCCCUGGGCUGCAUCCACGCCGCCUUCAUCUUCAUCAUGACCAUGUACACCGAGCUCUCUGACCGCGUGUCGUUCGGCUGGAGCUCGGUGAAGAUUGACAUGAGUGCGGUGAGACGCGUGCACCAUCCCAUAAUGCCUUUCGGCGUGGCGGCCUUCGCAGCGUCACUCUUCGCGCUGGGAUUGGCUCUCGGCACCACCAUCGCCGUGGGGAUGCUGUUCGUCAUACAGAUGAAGGUGAUUCUGCGGAACAAGACGUCCAUAGAGGUGUGGAUCGAGGAGAAGGCGCGGGACCGGAUCCAGUAUUACCAGACGGGCGAGGAGUUCAUCUUCCCGUACCACCUGGGCACGCGCUGGCAGAACUUCACACAGGUGUUCACCUGGUCCGGCUCACCUGAGGGUGACGGCAUCGAGUGGCCCAUCCACGAGAAGUGCCAUCAGUACACACUCACUAUGGAACAACUGAAGCAAAAGGCUGACAAGCGUGUGAGAAGUGUGCAGUACGUGGUGGUGGAGGAGUAUAACGGCGCGUGUUGUCCGACGGGAAAGGGCUUCAACACGUUCCUGCGCACGCCCUGCACUGAGGAACCACGCAUCACACUCACCAAGGGGGAGACCAUCUACGCUACACGCGGCACCAAGUGGUGGAUGUACGGAGACAAAUUAUUGACUGAAGAAGAUGCUAAAGCUGGUGCUCGUGUCAGAGGCUGGUUUCCAAGGAGAUGCGUAGAGAAGUGUCACUAUGACACGGCCAACAACUCCGCCACGCCCGACGACAAGAAGGACAACUGACCAAUGAGUGCCCGGCGUGGCCGACCAUACACCACACACACACACACACACACACACACACACACACACACACACACACACACACACACACACACACACACACACACACACACACACAGACAUUUUCGGCUCACCCAACGUCUGUUUGGUGUGGGUUUGCGCCGACACUAAAACACAGUGGAGAUGGUUCAGUGAGAAGCAGAGGUGUGUGUGUGUGUGUGUGUGUGUGUGUGUGUGUGUGUGUGUGUGUGUGUGUGUGUGUGUGUGUGUGUGUGUGUGUGAUGAGGGAUCUGGCAAGUCUGAUUGUGACCCCCCUCCUCAUCUCUCUCUCUCUGCUGAGGUCUGAAUAUGCAACACCCCUUGCCCAGCACAGUGUGUGUGUGUGUGUGUGUGUGUGUGUGUGUGUGUAUGUGUGUGUGUGUGUGUGUGUGUGUGUAUGCAACACCCUUUGCCCAGCACACCCCUCCUGCCGCAUCAUCCACCUCUCUCUCUCUCUCUCUCUCUUUGUUUUGUACAGCAGAAAAUUCUUUAAUUUUUUUUUAUUAUUUUUGUAAAAGUCACAUGAUUUGCUAAAUGUAUUUAGAAAUAAAAACAUGUUUGCUCCGUG
Sardina pilchardus (European sardine) is the source of this 2331-nucleotide messenger RNA. RefSeq names its product zinc finger DHHC-type palmitoyltransferase 6 (gene zdhhc6). Lineage: Eukaryota; Metazoa; Chordata; Actinopteri; Clupeiformes; Clupeidae. The record is from RefSeq and is a predicted model, not a curated record. Gene Ontology annotation, cellular component: Golgi apparatus. The coding region runs from base 483 to 1724 and encodes 413 amino acids. The transcript is spliced from 11 exons. Gene Ontology annotation, molecular function: protein binding; palmitoyltransferase activity. Gene Ontology annotation, biological process: protein palmitoylation.